This is a messenger RNA of Maudiozyma saulgeensis, 1509 nucleotides long. Lineage: Eukaryota; Fungi; Ascomycota; Saccharomycetes; Saccharomycetales; Saccharomycetaceae. The record is from the annotation of a GenBank genome assembly.
AUGAUGACAGGUAUGCACGUUGAAAAAAUAGGCAAGUAUGCUAAUUGGAAGAUCCCGACUAAUCUCGUUAAGCUGCAACAACAGGGUCGAAAUAUCAUUAGAUCAAGACCCAGUGAAAUAAUUCACCCUUUUUAUAAGAUUGGACCACUAGAACAAUUACUUUUGAAUUAUCGGUACAAGACUUCUUCACUACUUGAUGGAAGGCCGAAUUUUGCUACAUUUGAUAGGGACUCCCAAAAGUAUAUCCCUAAACAACUUAAGUUGAGAAGCACUCCGGAUUUACCGGAAUGGGUACAUAACUAUAGCUUUCAUGUCCAUAAUAAUGUUUUUAAAGAUAUCUCCUCGAUGAUAAGGAUCACUGAAAAAGACAUUAAAAAUCAAAUAAGGGAAAGUUAUAUCACUAAAGAUACAUCUGCAAAUAUCGAAACCAUCGAAACUUUGAUGGCAAAAAAUAGCAAAAUGAAAGAACCUUUUGAACCCUUGAAUCUUGUUUCGUUGAUUGAUGGUGUAGUAAUGACUACAGAUGGUGUAUACACAGAAGAUCUUUACACAUUUGUAAUACAGAAACACUGCAACCAUUUAAAUAACAUUACAUUAACUGUCAAUGCCAUAAUGUUACAUAUGGAGACUAUGAAACUAGAUCAGUUUUUUGUGCUUGAAAAAUUACUUAGUCAAUUGGUAUAUACGAUGCGACCUCAGAUGGAACUUGUUGCUAGGGUUGAAUCCAAUAUAGUUCUUAAGAAAUUAGAUGAUCUAAUCCAGGCAAUUAGAAUGAAAUUCCCGAACCAAAUAUUUCAGGGUACUACAAAUACACAAUUAAUGGAUCUCUAUACGAAUGUUAGUUACACGAUAACGGCUCAUGAAUACCUAAAAAAGUUAAUACUAGUCAAUAAUAUGUUACCUGAGGAACAAUUAGUAGCAGAAUAUAUUGCUAUGUUAACAGAUUGCUUUCAUGAUGAUACAACCAGUAAGAUGGGUUAUAUUUCUGACCUAAGUAGUGUUAUUGAGUCUCAAAUGACUUCAAAAAUGUUACAUUUUACAUUACCCUUAUGUUCUCAUUUUAAUGAAAUUCAAAGAUUGCUACAGAUAGUGACAAAGAAGAAAGAAACAUAUCAUCUGAUGGACAAAGAAUCACUUAUUGCUAUGCUGAGACAAAUCGAAAUUGUCGAUGACAAUGAUUUGAGUAAAGGUAUAGACAUUAUAAAAAUAUACAAUAUACUACUAGAACAUAAUAUGGUUUCCGAACAAUAUGUGCCCAUUUUUGUUGAAUUUUUGGCAAGAUGUGGUAAUUUUACAAUGAUUGCAAACUUAAUUGAGUGCAAAACAUUUUCGUUAAGUAAUUCUCCAGAAUUACUUAAAAAAAUUAUCGCCAAUAUUAAAGAGGACAGAGAUGAAAACUUACACGUGUAUACUAGGAAAAGUAGUAUGUUCUUAUCCCAAUAUAUUUUACCUAUCAUUGACAAAGUAGAAUUAUCUGAUGAGUUAAGGACAGCCCUGAAAACGCUUUAA